Messenger RNA from Orycteropus afer afer, 1212 nucleotides. RefSeq names its product egl-9 family hypoxia inducible factor 2 (gene EGLN2). Gene Ontology annotation, cellular component: cytoplasm; nucleus. Bases 1 to 1212 code for a protein of 403 amino acids. The record is from RefSeq and is a predicted model, not a curated record. NCBI's taxonomy places the organism in Eukaryota, Metazoa, Chordata, Mammalia, Tubulidentata, Orycteropodidae. The transcript is spliced from 5 exons. Gene Ontology annotation, biological process: cellular response to hypoxia; peptidyl-proline hydroxylation to 4-hydroxy-L-proline. Gene Ontology annotation, molecular function: peptidyl-proline 4-dioxygenase activity; L-ascorbic acid binding; ferrous iron binding.
AUGGACAGCCCGUGCCAGCCAAAGCCCCUGAGUCAGGCUCUCCCUCAGUUGCCGGGGUCUGCACCUGAGCCCUUGGAGCCUGGCCGGGCCAGGAUGGGGGUGGAGAGUUACCUGCCCUGUCCCCUGCUGCCCACCUACCACUGUCCAGGAGCAUCUGGUGAGGCCUCAGCAGGAAGUGGGACCCCCAGAGCCACAGCCACCUCCACCUCGACCAGCUGUCUGAGGGAGGGCUUCGGCGGGCAGGAUGGCGGUGAGCUGCGGCCACUGCGGAGUGAAGGCGCUGCGGCACUAGUCACCAAGGGGUGCCAGCGACUGGCGGCUCAGGGUGCCCGGCCUGAGGCCCCAAAGCGGAAGUGGGCAGAGGAUGGUGGGGAUGCCCCUGCACCCAACAAACGGCCCUGGGCCAGGCAGGAGCACCAGGAGGCAGAGGAGGAAGGUGGCAGGGCCUGUGGCAGUGGCAGCGGUGAGGCAAGUGCCGGGCUGAGGGCAGAGGCGCUGCCCGCCACACAUGAGCGCCUGGCCCUGGACUACAUUGUGCCCUGUAUGCGGUACUACGGCAUCUGCGUCAAGGACAGCUUCCUGGGGGCAGCACUGUGUGGUCGGGUGCUGGCUGAAGUGGAGGCCCUUAAGCGAGGCGGGCGCCUAUGUGAUGGGCAGCUCGUGAGCCAGCGGGCUAUCCCACCACGAAGCAUCCGUGGGGACCAGAUUGCUUGGGUAGAAGGCCAUGAGCCAGGCUGCCGGAGCAUCGGUGCCCUCAUGGCGCAUGUGGAUGCGGUAAUCCGGCACUGUGCUGGGCGGCUGGGUGGCUACAUCAUCAACGGGCGCACCAAGGCCAUGGUGGCGUGUUACCCUGGCAACGGGCUGGGGUACGUGAGGCAUGUUGACAAUCCCCACGGCGACGGGCGUUGCAUCACCUGUAUCUAUUACCUGAAUCAGAACUGGGACGUCAAGGUGCAUGGUGGUCUGCUGCAGAUCUUCCCUGAGGGCCGGCCUGUGGUAGCCAACAUCGAGCCACUAUUUGACCGGCUGCUCAUUUUCUGGUCUGACCGGCGGAACCCCCACGAGGUGAAGCCAGCCUAUGCCACCAGGUACGCCAUCACCGUCUGGUAUUUUGAUGCCAAGGAGCGGGCAGCAGCCAAAGACAGAUACCAGCUAGCAUCAGGACAGAAAGGUGUCCAAGUGCCCGUGUCACAGCCGACUACGCCCACUUAA